AUCGGAGGAGGUCGAGAAGAAGAAGAAGAAGGAGGAAGAAGGAAGAAGAAGACAAAACAAAACAAAACAAAGCUCGGUGGCCAAAAUGUUGCACAAAAUUAUUAAUUUAACCGUGAGGGAUGUGAGAUUCCCGACCUCUUUACAGCAGCACGGUUCCGAUGCGAUGCACAGCGACCCUGAUUAUUCAGCCGCUUAUGUGGUCAUCGACACGGACCUCGGACUGAAAGGCUUCGGCCUCACGUUUACUUUAGGAAAAGGCACAGAGAUUGUGGUGUGUGCUGUGGAAGCCCUCGCAGGACUGGUUAUUGGGAAACCUUUGCAGGAGAUCGUGAGUGACUUCCGUGGGUUUUACCGCCUCCUGACCAGUGAUAGCCAGAUGAGAUGGUUAGGCCCAGAGAAAGGAGUGAUCCACUUGGCCACUGCUGCGGUCCUGAAUGCCGUGUGGGACCUCUGGGCCAGGGCGGAGGGAAAGCCACUGUGGAAGCUGCUCGUGGACAUGGACCCAAAGCAGAUCGUCUCCUGCAUUGACUUCAGAUACAUCACUGAUGUGCUCACAGAGGAGGAAGCUCUGGAUAUACUUGUGAAAGCACAGGAGGGGAGGCAACAGAGAGAGAAUCAGAUGCUGAAGGAGGGUUAUCCUGCAUACACCACUUCCUGUGCUUGGCUCGGAUACCCAGACCAGCAGCUUCAGCAGCUCUGCACAGAUGCACUUAAAAACGGUUGGAGCAAGUUUAAGGUGAAAGUUGGAGCCGACUUAGAGGAUGACAAACGCAGGUGCCGCCUCAUCAGACAAAUGAUUGGGCCCAAUAACACUUUGAUGAUUGAUGCCAACCAGAGAUGGGAUGUAGGCGAGGCCAUCAGCUGGGUGUCCAGCCUGGCUGAGUUCAAACCACUUUGGAUUGAGGAGCCCACGUCUCCAGACGACAUUCUUGGUCACGCUGCCAUCUCCAAGGCCUUGGCUCCACUCGGGAUUGGAGUGGCAACAGGGGAACAGUGUCACAACAGGGUGAUGUUUAAGCAGUUCCUCCAGGCCUCUGCGCUACAGUUUGUCCAGAUAGACAGCUGCCGUCUGGGCAGUGUGAACGAAAACCUGGCUGUGCUGCUGAUGGCCCAUAAGUAUCAAGUGCCCGUUUGUCCUCAUGCCGGAGGAGUCGGCCUCUGUGAGCUUGUCCAGCAUCUGAUUCUGUUUGACUACAUCUGCGUGUCUGCAAAUCUUCACAACCGGAUGUGUGAAUAUGUGAACCAUCUCCACGAGCACUUCACAAGUCCUGUGGUGAUUCGGGAUGCACACUACCUGCCCCCCAAGGAUCCAGGCUAUUCUUGUGAGAUGGUGGAGUCAUCAGUGAAAAGACACCAGUACCCCGAAGGAGAAGUAUGGAAGCUGCACAGGACUUAAACCUUUUAUCUAAACUCUCUUACUGGACUUGAUCAAGCUGAAUAGAAACUUAUCACACUAAUCAACUGCAACAAUUGUAAAUAUUUCAAACUGCAGAAAUGUCAGACUUUUGUUUGACCAAUUGGCUCCUGUUGAGUCAGCAACAUUUCAGUACAAGUCAAGCUGAGAUCAGUGUAAAUUCUUUAUUCACAAAUUAGCCUUUAAUUAUAUGUAAAAUGAAGAAACUGAACCAGACAUUUGUUCCAAGCAACUGAAACCUUCCCCCUCUAGUAGAACUUUACACAACAGCAAUUCUAUUACCCAAAACACAGUAAGAGAAGUAAAAACACUUUUUGUAAGAACUUGAUAUGAUUUAAAGUGUUAGCCCACUAAAAAAAAAAAAAUCAUAAAGUUACCCACUUAGCUCUCUUUUAUGAUUCAGAUUAACUCAGUUUUUUAAAACGUGCACAGCCCUUCU
Molecule: messenger RNA, 1853 nt
Organism: Monopterus albus (swamp eel)
Lineage: Eukaryota; Metazoa; Chordata; Actinopteri; Synbranchiformes; Synbranchidae
Gene: enosf1
Product: enolase superfamily member 1
Exons: 15
Coding region: 86-1396 (436 amino acids)
Biological process (GO): amino acid catabolic process; carbohydrate catabolic process
Molecular function (GO): L-fuconate dehydratase activity; magnesium ion binding
Source: RefSeq, a predicted model, not a curated record